AUGUCAGCGACUGAUGCGCCCCAGAAGCGCAAGCAACCAUCUCCAGCGCCAGCCUCAUCAAAGAAGCCGCGCACCCAAGAACCCCCCAACUCCCUAAUAGGCCCUCACGAAGCCACCCUCAAGCAACUCGCGCCCGCGCACAACGUCCUCGCCCUCUCUGUCCUCUCGUCCACGCAGAUCCGCAAGCGAGUAACGAGCGCGACUUCGCAUCUCCUCCAGAAGGCCUCGGCCUCACGGAUAGUCCUGCUUCAUGCGCGGCCAGCAGAUGUCUGCAAGAUGAUUACUGUGGCGGAGCAGUGCAAGAGAGUGCUUGGGGAACAAGGCCAGGCGUGGUACCAGUACAACGAGCUGUUCGACUUGCCUCCAGAGAGCGUGAAGAGGAAGAAGAAGAAGGCCGCGUCGGACAAGGUGGAAGCGGAAGAGGAAGUUGAAGAGGAUCCCGACAGCGAUGAGGGUGCCUUUGAGGCCAUGGAAAGCCGAUUUGAAAAAGCCGUCUUGCCGCCGCCACGAGUUCGAACGUACAAGUCUUUGAGGAUAUUCCUUUCAAAUCAGGCGAUCUCGGAACUCAAUUCGAGAGAAAACGUAACGAUACAAACGAGCGAAGACACGUCAUGAUACGAAGAUUGUGGCGAUGGGCGGACAAUGGGCGAUUUCACUUCCCUUGAUCUGGAAACGGGAUGCUCUGAAUCAUAUUGCAGCAAAUGAUACCCUAGCUUUGAACAAAAUUUUCUAAUCAAUUAUUACUAUCGCCAGUUCGAUACCC
Molecule: messenger RNA, 763 nt
Organism: Trichoderma reesei QM6a
Lineage: Eukaryota; Fungi; Ascomycota; Sordariomycetes; Hypocreales; Hypocreaceae
Exons: 1
Coding region: 1-615 (204 amino acids)
Molecular function (GO): nucleic acid binding
Source: RefSeq, a predicted model, not a curated record